AUGGUGCCUGUCUACAACUGUCCCAACAACGUCAGCUUCAGCAGGCCCAACACAAACAACAACCAGAACAACAGCCACACCACCCAUGGAUCAUUCGACAACCUUCCCCAGCAGCCAAAGUUCAGCCUUCAGCACAGAGCCACCUGCAAGCCCCCAGUCCACCACUCUCACUGUAGAAUCCACCACUUUCCCCAGCAGCCCAUCGUCAGCACCAACAUCACAGCCCUCGGAGAGCUCGCCAACCACGGUCCCCACCGAGGCUUCCUCCUCCUCCCAGAGCAGCUCUGCUACAGCUCACACGACAGGCAAGCCAUCGUCAACACCGACACCACAGCCCUCGAGAGCUCACCAAGCACGGUCCUCACCGAGGCUUCCUCACCCUUCCAGAGCAGCCCUGCUACAGCACCCACGACUGGGUCCACUGACACCUCCCAAACAACCAUGCCGGGUGUAACAUCUACAACCAUCCAAAGCACGUCAGCAUCAGUAACCACUCCAGGGUCAAGUGACAGCUCCCCAUCCACGGUCGUCACGUCGCAGUCUACAACCUCCCAAAGCACUUCAGCUUCCGCACCCCCAACACUCACCUCCAUCAGCUCAACAGUCACAGCACCCACGGAACAUUCUACAGCUGGACCCAGCACUGCAAGCUCCACCUUUGGCUCGGAAUCACCUGCCACCCACCAGUCCACCACUCUCACUGGGGGAUCCACCACCUACCCCAGCAGCCCGUCCUCAGCACCAACAUCACAGCCCUCUGGGAGCUCAAUGAGCACCGUCCUCACCGCGGCUUCCUCAGCCGCCCAGAGCAGCUCUGCUACAGUGCACACGACAGGGUCCUUUAGCACUUCCCAAACCAUGGUGCCUGGUGAAACAUCUACAACCAUCCAAAGCACUCCAGGAUCAGUCAGCAUGCCAUUGUCGAGUGCCAGCUCCCCACCAUCGGUUGUCACUUCAGAGUCUACAACUGUCCCAACAACGUCAGCUUCAGCAGGCCCAACACAAACAACAACCAGAACAACAGCCACACCACCCAUGGAUCAUUCGACAACCUUCCCCAGCAGCCAAAGUUCAGCCUUCAGCACAGAGCCACCUGCAAGCCCCCAGUCCACCACUCUCACUGUAGAAUCCACCACUUUCCCCAGCAGCCCAUCGUCAGCACCAACAUCACAGCCCUCGGAGAGCUCGCCAACCACGGUCCCCACCGAGGCUUCCUCCUCCUCCCAGAGCAGCUCUGCUACAGCUCACACGACAGGGUCCUUCACCACUUCCCAAACCAUGGUGCCUGGUGAAACAUCCACAACCUUCCAAAGCACAGUAGGAUCAGUAACGACACCACUGUCAAGUGACAGCUCCCCAUCCGCGGUCGUCACGUCGGAGUUCACAACCUCCCAAAGCACUUCAGCUUCAGCACCUCCAACACUCACCUCCAUCAGCUCAACAGUCACAGGACUCACUGAUUCCUCUACAGCCGGACCCAGCAGCCCACUCUCCACCACCGGCUCACAGCCAUCUGCCACCACCCCCGCCCACCACUCUCACUGUGGAAUCCACCACCUCUCCCAGCAAGCCAUCGUCAACACCGACACCACAGCCCUCGGAGAGCUCACCGAGCACGGUCCAAACCGAGGCUUCCUCACCCUUCCAGAGCAGCCCUGCUACAGCACCCACGACUGGGUCCACUGA
Messenger RNA from Oryctolagus cuniculus (rabbit), 1686 nucleotides. The record is from RefSeq and is a predicted model, not a curated record. Lineage: Eukaryota; Metazoa; Chordata; Mammalia; Lagomorpha; Leporidae.